Molecule: messenger RNA, 270 nt
Organism: Brassicogethes aeneus
Lineage: Eukaryota; Metazoa; Arthropoda; Insecta; Coleoptera; Nitidulidae
Source: the annotation of a GenBank genome assembly
AUGAAGAAUUUCAAAAUAAGAGGCGUUUUCGACAAAUUCCCGAAUUUCAGCAAUUCCACGGCUCAGCCUUCCAGACCGCAGCAGGAAAUUCAGGAAACCCUCAGGGCUGACAACUUCCAAGUCAAAAGGAUGGAUAACUCGGUCGAACAAAAAAUCGGACCUUUCAAAACGGAACAAAAUAAAAUCGCGUGUGCAAGGUCAAUGAGGAACAACGUUUUAACAUGUAAAAAAAAUGUACCACCUGAUUUAUUACGCCAUAAUAUCGAUUAA